Molecule: messenger RNA, 1142 nt
Organism: Bufo gargarizans (Asiatic toad)
Lineage: Eukaryota; Metazoa; Chordata; Amphibia; Anura; Bufonidae
Gene: CCDC198
Product: coiled-coil domain containing 198
Exons: 6
Coding region: 87-992 (301 amino acids)
Source: RefSeq, a predicted model, not a curated record
UUCUGCUGUGCUUGAAGACCGAGGGGACUCAGAAAUACAACCUAUUUUAACAUGGAAAUAUAAUUUUUGAUGGUGGAUUCUCUGAAAUGGGGGUGAACCAUACCAAAUUAAACCAUAAAGUGAGGAAGGUGGCACCUCUGGAAAGCAAGGAUGUGUAUGUAUCACCAGACACAACCACCUCUGGAACAGAUGGACUUAACGGCACGUCUUCUUUUGGGACAAUGGGUCAUAAAGCUCCAACAUCUGAAUGUCAGCUCCCGCCAUUGAGAGAGACCCUGUAUGGAAGAGGUUCAGUAGUACCCAGGCCCCUUUCUUAUGAUGUUCCUCUGGAUCAUGGAACCGCGUCUAGCAUUAUAAAGCAGCACCCGCCUCGAAGACUCCAAAAACUAGAACCAGCCGUUCUGCCUUCAAUAUCAGCUGCUGAGAGGAUGAUCACUAAGCAAGAAGCUACUGCUGCAAAAAAGGAGGAGGAGCUAGGAAUAAAAGUCGUGACUGUCAAAAACUCUUCGGCAAGGAGGCAGCAUUUGCAAAAUAUGCAGAUGCUAGAAAAAAACCGCAAGAGAGAACAGAUAAAUAAUUUGCAGUCGCAGGCCGAAUUGAAAAGGAAUAUCCACAGGGAAGCCAAGAUCAAUAAACACAAAACGAAGGAAAUGAAGGCUAAGAAAGUGAGAGAAAAUGUGAUGAAGUGUCACGAAGAUGAAGGUUUCCUUCCCGUGGAACAUGAUGAAACUUUUAAUAUGGAUCACGGCAACCCAUGGCCCUGGAAUAUUCAAGAACCCAGUCCAAGUCUAGAGUGUCAUCGGGGGAAGGGCAAGUUACAGAUGUGGUUCCAGCCUCAUUGUGAUGAGUCGAAUUAUGACAGCUCAAGCACAGAGUCGCUAGAUAGUUGGAUAAGAGAAGAUGCCAGGAGUCGCCGGAGACCAGCCGCCUUAUUCCGGACACGGACUGAAAAGAUUCCCACACUCGAUGAGUUUUUUGAUCGUGAAUUUUAAAAUCCACCCUUCAGUGGUGUGAAUAUCCUGUGUCAUACCUAGGACGGGGCAGCAGGGGGCGAUGUAUGACACAGGCAUUCAAAAUACACCAUAGAAAGUUUUCCCUAGAGUGUUGCUUUAAGGGCUUAAAGGGAUUCUGUCACCUCCACU